CCGGGCAAAGUCUAUGAGAAGACCACCGACCGCGGCAACACCAUAAUCUACGAACACAAACAGGGAUUUUGGACUCUUUCUGUGCAACCAAUGCAGUUCUGGCUUUUAUUUGACCUUGAGCAAGGCGUUCUGCGCGUCAGUGCCGGACGUUAUUGGCACGGCCGUUUUAUGGGCCUGCUCCGAAGCAAUGACCUUGAGAUCGCCAAUGACAGAGUUCGGCUCGGAGAAGAACAAACUUUCGAUAAUUUCAGUUCCUGGCGCACUUCGUCGUCUCUGGAACUGGAAGAAAAGAGGACCAUGGAUGCAUCGGAAGUCAAUCAAAUAUUCAAGGAGCCUUUGGAACGCAUACCGGCGUCGUAUAGAAAACGAUUUAUUAACCUCGCAAAAGCCGGAUCGCAAAGUCAAAAUGACACAAACAUCUCCAGUGCUCACGUUUCCAGAGUCCUUUCUGUUUUAAAUAGACUGGGAGAGGACAAAUAUCCUUCGGUAUAA
This is a messenger RNA of Dibothriocephalus latus, 492 nucleotides long. The record is from the annotation of a GenBank genome assembly. Lineage: Eukaryota; Metazoa; Platyhelminthes; Cestoda; Diphyllobothriidea; Diphyllobothriidae.